CUAAGAAACUGUAACAAUAUAAAGUGCUUGUCUCAAAGAAAAGCGCCUAUUUUACCUUCAACUACCGCGUUACCUACAGUCACUGCAAACAUAUCUAUAUUUUACCUGGAAUUCUAGAAAAUCGCCACAUUCUACGGUAGAGGAGGCUGCCAUUUUUACUUAAAUCUCGUACACCGAAAGAGAAUACCCAUGAGCCCCUGGAAGCGAAGGGCCUUGAAGUUGAAAGCUGCGGAAGAAAUUUUCUAUGAUAUAUUCUUCUUAUAAAUCUCGCUUAGUAACACGAUAAAAGAUGUCGGGGCCUACUCACAAAUAUCGCUACAAAAAUGUGGGAUUGGAUUCCCAAGAAUUACGGCGUCGAAGAGAAGAGGAAGGUGUUCAGUUGCGGAAACAAAAACGUGAACAACAAUUAUUCAAAAGGCGCAAUGUGCUUAUGCCAGCACUUGCUGACGAAGAAGGCGGUAUGCAGGAUGACAUACAUUCUCUUAUGAGUGCACCUGGAAUAACACAGGCAAUGGUGCAGGCACUAUAUAGUACAAAUGUUGAUGACCAGCUGAUGGCAACACAGAGAUUUCGGAAGUUACUGUCGCGUGAGCCAAAUCCCCCCAUUGACGAGGUUAUACAGACUGGAAUAGUACCAAGAUUUGUUGAAUUUCUGCAGAAUAACACAAACUGCACACUUCAGUUUGAGGCAGCAUGGGCACUGACGAAUAUUGCUUCAGGAACUUCCGCACAGACACAGAUGGUCAUUGAAGCUGGUGCAGUUCCCAUAUUCAUUCAACUGCUCGGUUCUGAAUACGAGGAUGUCCAAGAGCAGGCAGUUUGGGCCCUGGGUAACAUUGCUGGCGAUUCUCCUGAGUGCCGUGACCAUGUGCUGGACUCUGGCAUUCUAGUUCCACUGUUGCAGCUUUUGAGUAAAUCCUGUCGACUAUCUAUGACAAGAAAUGCUGUGUGGGCCCUGUCUAAUCUUUGCCGUGGCAAGAAUCCACCACCAGACUUUGCUAAAGUUAGCCCAUGCCUGCCCAUCCUGGCACGUUUACUGUUUCAUUCUGAUGGUGAUGUUCUGGCUGAUGCCUGCUGGGCACUUUCCUACCUGUCAGAUGGACCUAAUGAUAAGAUUCAGGCUGUAAUCGAUGCUGGUGUCUGCCGCAGACUAGUGGAAUUAUUGAUGCACAAUCAGCACAAUGUUGUGUCUGCCGCACUGCGUGCCGUGGGCAACAUUGUCACGGGUGACGAUGUUCAGACGCAGGUGAUCCUUAACUGCUCGGCCCUCCCUUGCCUUCUACAUCUGCUUGCAUCACAAAAGGAAUCUAUCAGGAAAGAGGCAUGCUGGACCAUUUCCAACAUAACUGCAGGAAAUCGGCAACAAAUACAGGCUGUCAUUGAUGCCAACAUAUUUCCUGUUCUCAUUGAUAUCCUGGGAAAAGCCGAAUUCAAAACUCGAAAAGAAGCAGCUUGGGCCAUCACUAAUGCUACGUCUGGGGGUACUCCAGAUCAGAUACGUUAUCUUGUAGAUCAGGGGUGCAUACAUCCGUUGUGUGACCUAUUGACGGUGAUGGAUGCCAAGAUUGUCCAGGUGGCACUGAAUGGUCUGGAAAACAUACUCAGGCUAGGUGACCAAGAUGCCAAGACACAUGGAGGCAUCAAUCCGUAUGCAGUGCUUAUUGAAGAAUGCUAUGGUCUGGAUAAGAUAGAAUUCUUGCAGUCACAUGAAAAUAUGGACAUCUAUCAAAAAGCAUUUGACAUAAUUGAGCACUACUUUGGAAGUGAGGAGGAGGAUGCGAGAGUUGCUCCAGCAGUCGAUGCAGAGGCACAACAGUAUCAGUUCAAUGCUGACCAGAGCGUUCCAAUGGGUGGCUUCAAUUUCUGAAACUCUGGAUGAUGGGCCACAAGAGUCGCCUCGUGAGUAGUUCGGAGUUUAUUUUCGUUCUUAUUGAAGUGAACUGAACUGGCAAAAAUUGUAAAUUUUAAAGAAAUGGAGCAAUUUUGUGAUCAUUUAAAAGGAACACGGAAAAUAAGAACACUAACUAAUGAUGUGCAGAGAAGAAAAGAAAUACAAAAUUAAUAUUCUUUCUGCAACAAUGUCUCAGUUCAUGCCUUGUGUGCUGCUGUUUAUUAUUCUGCAGAACUGAAAACUCCUGUUCUCCGGUUGUGAAACAUCAUAGAAUUAAUACAACAAAAAUGAAUAUUUGUGGGUCCAAGUUCAUAACAGGGUCACUGAAUCCUGGGUGUAAGAAUCUGUGAUGUUCAGGAGCAGAGUAAUAGUUGCCACUUGCAAGACACACUUUUGUGUUACUUGAAGUAAUUGUGUCUAGCUUUCACAGUUGACGGUAGAUUUCUGUUCCAUUCCUCUGCCUGGAUAAUGCAGUUUCUUUUGCCUGGACCCUAAAAGAUGAAUGCUAUGUGGAAGUACUUUCUUAAUUAAAUAAUGUUUGUAAUAUAUCUUGCAUGUGUAGAGCAUUGUGCAGGUGUAACUAAAUACAGCAGUUUAUGAUAUUGUAAUGUGAAAAUUUGCUGUGACAUUUCUGGCCUCUUGAAUGUGUGUGUAUUCAAUUGGUUUGUAGCUUGAAAGAGUAUCUCUCUAAUGAAAAGGAGAGGAACUGAUAUCAGGCAUAUUUUGUUGUUAUGCAGAGGUAAUUCAUAAAUAUUUGGGGUGUUUAAAUGCUGAUACAGUGUUUCAUAUUGUCCCGACAUGCUAUAGAAAUUACUGUAAAGAACGCUGUAAAAGCUUUGACAACCCACAACAAAGUCUGUCAGUGCAAAUGAUAAUUUUUUCCUCGCUUCAUUCAUGCCUUUCAAAACGCACACUACUACUUUCUGUUCCACUCCCAGUCCUGUUACUUUGCAUCUGUAUAUCUACCUUUAUUAACAGAAUCCCUCAGAGUACGUCUGUGUUGUUCCAGUAUUUUUCCACUGAAUGCUACGUUAUGUAUAAUAAAUGAUGUACACUGUUUACUUUUUCAUUUUCUUUUGACAUGCCAUGAAAAAUACAGGAAACAUAAACAUUGUGGAAACUGAUAACUUUUCACUUUUUGAAUUGUAUAGUUUCUUUAAUUUCUCAUACAGAAGCUGUAAUGAACAACAUUCUCAGUUUCUUUACUGAUAACCUUGUAGUUCAUGCCCCCACUUUGUUACCUGCUCGCCAAGAAUUGUUAACAUUUUGCGCAAAGUAAAUUUGGUUCUAAAAGGCAUUCAAUGUUGUGCCUGUCUUUAAUGGUAAAACUUGGUGAAGCUAUGAAAAAUGCGUAAAAUUAAUAAUUCUUUGCAUUACAAAUGACGACGUGAUGACUGACCAUAGUUAGAUGACAGUGAAAUAAAUUUGACUGGACUUACAGAAAAAGUUAAGUGAAAAGUGAUGACUUAAAGGACAUCAUCAUUAGAUCCUUAAAUGUUUACAAUUACAAUAUUGUAAUACUUUGUAAGUGAUCAAAAUAAGAACUGUGCAUUGAGCAACUGAAUUAGAUUGUUCAAUCAGCAACAGAAAUUAUUUCGUGUAAAUUACAUUGAUAAUGCUUGGUGCUCUCAGUGGAUUUUUAAAAAUGUAAAUAGGAUAAAUAAUCUGAUAUAAGAUGUCCACUGUUAUAGAAAAGCUGGAAGAUAUGUUAUAGUGCUGUUUGAAUUUGGUGGCACCACCCAGUCAUUUCAGUGUUUUGUAUUCUGACAUUGUGCCCUCUGACACAUCCAGUAGGGGAUGUCAUGUUAUUUAUGGAAUAUUUAUUGUGUUAAGACUUGAGACAUGUUUCUCUUUACUUUGGCUGGUAGCAUGUAUUUUUAGCCAAUUGUAGAGAAUGUGUUGAAAGUAGGAGGUAGAAACAAUUGUGUUUCUAAUUCAUUUGUAAUACAUUGUUGAAAUGUGUUGCAGCUGAUACGUUAUGGCUACCACGUAAGAAUGCAUGUCAUAUUUGUUGAAAUGAAAUGAAGUUUUCAGAGAACUCGUGCUGUAUAUUUUAUUUGUAGUCAAGAGUGUCUCUGUAAAACCCACAGAUUUUUCUUUGUUGAAGAAGAGAGCCUUUGCACACUAUGUAUGCAAUACUUUUGUUGAAUAUUUUGUAAAGGUAACAGAAAUCCAUUCAAAUAAAGGCAGUAUUUUCCAUAAAAAGCAAUCAGUAUAAAACAAAUGCCAACUCUUUGUAAAUUUUUGCAGAUCAAAAAUGUGGAAGAAAAACGAGAUGACAAGAAAUUCAUUAAUUUGGUCUUCUAGAAUGUUUGCUGAGAAGUACAGACUGAUAUUGGUAUGGAAUGUGAUAAGACUGCGUAGGGGUCUCCCCCAAAUACUCUUGACUAAAAACGACUGCCAAAACAUGAACUGUCGAAAGCAAAAAGUGGGUGUGUGAAUCAUGUUUUAUGUUCCAUAACUGCCUUGAAAACAGAGCUAGUCAACUUUCCACCUCAUACUGAAUUAUAAAUUUAAUAAAAACCCUUUGUAAGAAAAAUGUAUUAUAUUUAAUAUUCUCCUUUGUUUGACUGGUACUGAUAUUAAUACUGAUGAUGUUACAAUAUAUAGUUGGCGAAGAAGGAAAAGUGUAUAAAAAUGAGAACUGUGUUGCUUGAAAUAAAUUUGAAACUGUA
Messenger RNA from Schistocerca piceifrons (Central American locust), 4566 nucleotides. RefSeq names its product importin subunit alpha-7 (gene Kap-alpha1). The record is from RefSeq and is a predicted model, not a curated record. Gene Ontology annotation, molecular function: protein binding; nuclear import signal receptor activity. Bases 290 to 1867 code for a protein of 525 amino acids. Gene Ontology annotation, biological process: NLS-bearing protein import into nucleus. Gene Ontology annotation, cellular component: nucleus; nucleoplasm; cytoplasm. NCBI's taxonomy places the organism in Eukaryota, Metazoa, Arthropoda, Insecta, Orthoptera, Acrididae. The transcript has 9 exons.